This is a messenger RNA of Populus euphratica (Euphrates poplar), 2979 nucleotides long. RefSeq names its product BEL1-like homeodomain protein 4. NCBI's taxonomy places the organism in Eukaryota, Viridiplantae, Streptophyta, Magnoliopsida, Malpighiales, Salicaceae. The record is from RefSeq and is a predicted model, not a curated record. The transcript has 5 exons. Gene Ontology annotation, molecular function: DNA binding. Bases 470 to 2956 code for a protein of 828 amino acids. Gene Ontology annotation, biological process: regulation of DNA-templated transcription.
UUGAUCUCUUUCUUUCCUCUUCUCUCCUUGGGGCUCGCUGUUUUUUUUUUUUUUUUUUUUUUGUUUUGAGAGAGAUACCAGUCUCUUUAAUCCUCCAUUCUUUUCCUUUAUUUUAUUGUUAAGCUUCAUCUCUCUCUCUCUCUCUCCCCCUACACUCACUAGCUCUGAGUGCUGCAAAGAGCAACAAAGAGAGAAAAGGAGAGAAAGAGAAAGAAAGAGACGAGAGACAGAGGACAACACACAUAGAGAUAGAUAAAUAGAAAGAGAGAGAGAAACUAAGGAAUUCACCAAGCUUUCAAUACCACAGAAGAGAAAACGAUGUCUGAGAGCUUUCUCUCCUUGCAUACUCUGAAACUCCAAGAGAUUUGAUUGACAGAAGAAAGGAAAUAAUAAGGUUGUGACUUGUGAGGGUGCUACAAAGAAGAUAAUUGAAAGAGAUGAUGAUGAUGAUCAUCUUCAAGAUAUUGAUAUGGGAAUAGCUACAACACCUCCAUUCCCUCCAAUACUUCCGCACUCAAAGACUCACCAGUUAAGCUCUCCAAUACUACAAAACACCAAGUCCAACCCUUCAAAUCAUAAUUCUAUGUCCCAAGAUUACCAUCAAGGUAUCUUUUCCUUCUCGAAUGGCGGUUUCGAGAGAUCCUCAGUAUCUCACCAAGAACAUAAUCAGCAGCAGCAACAUCAGCAGCAGCAGCACCAUAUAGCCCAACAGAUCCGCAGGGAUAAGCUUAGAGUUCAAUCAGGCUAUGAACAACCUCCACCGGCAUUAUUAGGUAUUGGAGAAGAAGAAUCAAGUGGCCUUCCCGUCUACGAAACAGCCGGUAUGUUAUCAGAAAUGUUCAAUUUCCCUCCUGCUGGCGGACCAGCCGCGGCUGUUGAUUUGUUAGAUCAGCCCUUGCGGUCUAAUUACCGGACUCAGCCACGACAACAACAACAACCGGUGACAACCAACGAUUGGUAUAACAGCAACAACACGCAAGGUAUGGCAGUAGGAGGUUUGGGGAUAGGCAAUUCAAAAAAUCAUAAUAAUAAUGAUAGCCGUGAAAGUUUGGCUCAACAUCAGCAUCAAAUUUCAGGCAUUAACGCAGAUUCAGCUACAGCCAUGCAGCUUUUUUUAAUGAACCCAUCACAACCAAGAUCACCACAAUCUCCUUCUCUUUCUCAUCAUCAACCCCCUCCUUCAACUUCUUCUACUCUUCACAUGUUGCUACCAAAUCCUUCAAGUUCUCUUCAAGGGUUUAGUACUGUAUCAGGAGGGGGAUUUGGUGCUACUAGUGUUAUAUCUCCACCACAAUUCACAUGGGUUCCUGAUAGUUCUCAUGUAGGAGGCAAUACUGGUGCUCCACUCAGUAAUCAAACUGAGAUUAGCGGUGUUGUUGAAGGACAAGGACUUUCUUUAUCAUUAUCAUCAUCUUUGCAACAUUUAGAGGCAGCCAAAGCAGAAGAAUUGAGGAUGGGAGAUGGUGGGCUAUUGUAUUAUAAUCAAGGAGCUGGUGGAUCAUCGUCUAGUCAAUAUUACAAGAAUCUGGGAGGUCACCAACCCCAUCAAGCAUUACAUUUCCAAGGUGGAGCGGGGCAAAACCACCACCAAGUUCAUGUUGGUUUUGGGUCAUCAUUAGGAGUGGUGAAUGUUUUGAGGAAUUCAAAGUAUGUGAAAGCAGCACAAGAGUUGUUAGAAGAGUUUUGUAGUGUUGGAAGAGGUCAGUUCAAGAAAAGCAAAUUUGGUAGACAAAACACAAACCCUAGUUCCAAUAACAACCCAGGGGGCGGCGGCGGCUCUUCUUCUUCAACAAAAGAUCUCCCUCCCUUGUCAGCUGCUGAUAGAAUUGAGCAUCAAAGAAGGAAGGUCAAACUCCUGUCGAUGCUUGAUGAGGUGGAUCGAAGGUACAACCAUUAUUGUGAGCAAAUGCAAAUGGUAGUGAACUCAUUUGAUCUAGUAAUGGGUUUCGGGGCGGCAGUCCCUUACACUGCCCUUGCCCAGAAGGCAAUGUCAAGACAUUUUAGGUGUCUAAAAGAUGCAAUAGCAGCACAAUUGAAGCUUAGCUGUGAACUACUUGGAGAGAAAGAUGGUGCUGGGACCUCAGGCAUAACAAAAGGUGAGACACCAAGGCUUAAGUUAUUAGAGCAAAGUCUAAGACAACAAAGAGCCUUUCACCAAAUGGGCAUGAUGGAACAAGAAGCUUGGAGACCCCAGAGAGGCUUGCCUGAACGAUCUGUCAACAUCUUAAGAGCCUGGCUUUUUGAGCAUUUUCUCCACCCGUAUCCAAGCGAUGCUGAUAAACAUCUGUUAGCUAGACAGACUGGUUUAUCGAGGAAUCAGGUUUCAAACUGGUUCAUUAAUGCCAGGGUUCGGUUGUGGAAACCCAUGGUUGAAGACAUGUACCAGCAAGAAUCCAAAGAAGAGGAACCAGGAGCAGAAGAUAGAGAAAGGAAGCAAGCCAACAACAACAGCAACAAUAGUGGGCUUGCACAAACACCAACGCCUACUACAACAACGACAGGAUCAUCAGCACCAGCUGCCACAACAACAACCAUCCCAUCAGGCAAAAGAUCCGAAAUCAAUGCCAAUGAAAACGACCCUUCACUCCUUGCAAUCAAUAGACAAUGUUUCUCGGAAAACCAAACAAAACUCUCCACCUCCUCCUCUACCACCACCACCACCAUUAUUACACCCAUCAAUAUCACCUCCGCCACCGAGGCUGCACCACCACCUCAUGCUGGACAGCCUUUCCAUGACUUCGCCGACGACACAUGUCGACAUGGCAGCAUUGUUACAGCUGAUUAUGGGACCACUUCCAGCAAUGCCAACGCUGGUGCUGGCCACAUUGGGUCUACGCUUAUAAGGUUUGGGACCACUACUGCUGGCGAUGUGUCUCUCACUCUAGGGUUACGCCAUGCUGGGAACAUGCCUGAGAAGAGUCCUACUUUCUCCGUGAGAGAUUUUGGGGGCUGUUGAAUAAACUUUUAUAUAGUACCUUU